UUUACCUUCAAUAAGAUUUCACAGUAGAUUGUUCAAACAUCAGUCAUUUUUCUUUCUACAAUAGCAAAAAUGAAUUUAGAAAAAAUUUUGAAUUAUUUGAAUUUAGAUUUAAGUUCAGGAACUGGCGGAUUAUCCUUAUUGAUUGCCACUCUAAUUCUUAUUAAUGUACUUCAGAAAUUAGUGAAAUGGUGUAUUAUUGGACGAAAAAAACCACCUGGUCCAUCUGGAUUUCCCAUCGUGGGGUACUUGCCUUUCUUAGGUAAAGAACCCCAUAAGACAUUUUGGAACUUGAGGAAAAAAUACGGAAAUAUAAUUGGGGUUCAACUGGGCUCCAAAUACACCGUUGUGCUGAACGACUACAGCACGAUGAAAGAAGUCCUCUGCCACCCUGCUGCUUUAAACAGAGCUCCAGAUCUCUUUGCAGGAAUAGGAGCUGAAGGAUUAUUUACCGCUAAUGGUGAAAGGUGGAUAGAACAAAGAAAAUACGUCAUGUCGACAGCGAGAGAUCUAGGCCUUGGAAAAGGUCGGUGGGAAGAUCUUAUAAUGGAAGAAAUACAGGUAUUUACAGAAAAACUCAAAGACUUGAAAGGACAACCUACUGAUAUCUAUCCCAUACUGAGCUACUCCCUCAUUUCAAACAUCGUUAUUUUGUUAACGGGUCGGCGAUUAACAGAUGUCGAUAAAAUUAAGCUCUGUCUGGAAUUCACAGACCUCGCAUUCAUAUUCACCAGCCCUUCAUUGGCCACAUCUUUAGUGCCCGGACUGAGAAAGUUCUGCGAGUUCUUCAGAAUAGCUGGCUAUGACAGAUAUUCAAAAGUCAACAAGAAGUUUGCAGAAUUUAUGAUAGAACAAAUCAAUUAUCAUAAAACUGUGCCAGAAUACAUGAACCAGAGAGACUUCAUCAAUUCAUAUUUAGAGACACUUUCUGAGAUGUCGAAAUCUGGAAGAAAAAAACACUACUUUUCAGAAACCGAGUUGAGAGGCCAUCUAACUGCUCUUCUGCUGGGUGGAAGUGAUACGAUUUUCAGCUCUUUAACAUGGUUAUUCCGACUGAUGUGCCAGCAUAAGGAUGUUCAAGAUAAGGUAUAUAAAGAGCUGAUUGAGGCCUUUGGAAAGGAUGGAAGAGCGAGAUAUGAUGAAAGGGAUAAGAUUCCUUACACAUUUGCAGUGAUCAUGGAAGGACAACGAUAUGGAAGCAUAGUUCCACUCAGUGGAACAAGAUUUGCAAGCCAAGAUAUACCUGUGAAAGGAUACGUUAUUCCAAAGAACACAGAAAUCUUUGCUAACCUCUGGGCUAUCCACUAUGAUCCAGCUUACUGGGAUGAACCAGAAGUAUUCAAGCCAGAAAGAUUCUUAUCAGCUGAUGGAACACAACUUGUUAAACCUUCUACACAUUAUGUACCCUUUUCCAUUGGAAGGAGAAAUUGUCCAGGUGAAACAAUAGCUCUGAUGGAAAUAUUGUUCUAUUUCACAGAAACAGUGAAACAUUUCGAAAUUUCCACCCCUCCAGGAGUCAAACCUGAAUUCGAAAUUGUGAAUGGAUUGGUUGCUCGCUUAGUACCGCAAGCACUAUGUUUCAAAGAGCGAAACAAUUGAAUCUUUUACUAUUGUCUCUGUAUGUAAUGUGAUUAAAUUAUCAGCAAUAUUA
Molecule: messenger RNA, 1648 nt
Organism: Argiope bruennichi
Lineage: Eukaryota; Metazoa; Arthropoda; Arachnida; Araneae; Araneidae
Product: cytochrome P450 2B5-like
Exons: 8
Coding region: 70-1596 (508 amino acids)
Molecular function (GO): oxidoreductase activity, acting on paired donors, with incorporation or reduction of molecular oxygen; monooxygenase activity; iron ion binding
Source: RefSeq, a predicted model, not a curated record